Messenger RNA from Colias croceus (clouded yellow), 791 nucleotides. RefSeq names its product protein lethal(2)essential for life-like. Bases 126 to 686 code for a protein of 186 amino acids. NCBI's taxonomy places the organism in Eukaryota, Metazoa, Arthropoda, Insecta, Lepidoptera, Pieridae. Gene Ontology annotation, molecular function: protein folding chaperone. The transcript has 2 exons. The record is from RefSeq and is a predicted model, not a curated record. Gene Ontology annotation, biological process: response to heat; protein refolding.
CCAUGUUUUUUAACUAUAUAAGCGACGCUUUGCCUCCGCGCUGUUAUUAUUCUGAAUUGAGAGCUUGAGCGAGCUUCGAAGUUCUUGCAAGUUGCAAGUGUGCUGUGUACCACAGUGUUAUUACAAUGGCUCUAUUACCUUAUUUAUUAGAUUACGAGUUGAGGCCGAGACGACUUCACGAUCAGCUAUUUGGUUUGGAUUUAGCGUCAGAUGAUUUCUUAACAGAUGUCUUCGAUCGUCCAAUUCGCAACUAUUUGAGACCUUGGCGUAACCUGUCAGCGUUAACUCGUGACGUCGGUUCCACAAUUAAGUCGGACAAGGAUAAAUUUCAAGUUAAUCUGGAUGUGCAGCACUUUUCGCCAGAUGAGAUAUCAGUCAAAACCGCAGAUAACCAUAUCAUAGUAGAAGGCAAACACGAAGAAAAGAAAGAUGAACAUGGAUAUAUUUCUAGACAGUUCAAACGUCGGUAUCUUCUGCCAGAAGGCUGUAACCCAGAAAUGGUGGAAUCUAAAUUGUCUUCUGAUGGAGUGUUGACGAUAAUGGCUCCGAAAACUUCAGGUGAAAAGGGAGAGAGAUCGAUACCAAUAACACACACCGGGCCAGUUCGAAGGAAGAUUCAAGGUGACGAGGAAGUCCAGAAUGGACCGGAAGAAGGAAAAACUCCAAUUAAAAAGAAGAAACGUUAAUUUACUACACACUGAUAUUCUAAAAUACAAUAAGUAUUAUUAGGUUAUGAUUGUUAAGACUGAUUUUUGCUAUUAAUUUUCUUUAAUAAACAAUUUUCGAUUUUA